Molecule: messenger RNA, 2506 nt
Organism: Coniophora puteana RWD-64-598 SS2
Lineage: Eukaryota; Fungi; Basidiomycota; Agaricomycetes; Boletales; Coniophoraceae
Exons: 2
Coding region: 74-2449 (791 amino acids)
Molecular function (GO): protein binding
Source: RefSeq, a predicted model, not a curated record
CGUUCCCGUCGCGUUCACGCAAAGCAUACCGACUACUCUGCAGAGUGAGGUUUCAUGCGGCAUGAGCUAACUUAUGUCUGUUUGCCGUCGACUACUGCCUCAAGGACACGAUAUAACUCGCGUUUCGUCAUUUACACAUGCACUACGUGCCUCCCAACUUCCCUCUCGCCGACCUCGUCUCGCGCAUUAUGCUGCAAUUAACUCUUCCGCAGUGUUACAUUCAAGCUCACGCGCCGGAGAGAUACCAUCGUCAAGUCACGUUCAAUUCGACCGAACACGCCAGCUUCUCGCCCAAAAACUCAAGGAAGCUACCCAACUUUCGUCUGCAGGCGGCGCGUCGACUUCUCGACAGGCGGAAGUCAGGACAGACGACCCUCUCGCCAUGUUCUUGUCCUUACGGUGCAAGGACCGGUCUCUUGUCACGAAAGUGCCGGGUUCGGCGCUCGUAUACUUGUACGAGACCGCUGCAGAACUCGGACAGCUGCAGACCAUGGAGCUCAUUGCGAAGGAUAUCGUCGAGGUAUGGGCAACCAACACACCCGCUAGCAUUGACACCUUGUUCAUGAUGCUGGCGUGCAUGCGACGGGUCGAGGAAGCUCCUUUCUCCCAUAUUGACGAUUUGCUCGAGGCAAUCCGCGAUACGGUCCCAUCCAUCACGUCAUCCGCAACGUCUCAGUCUCUUGCUCUCCAAUAUUUACUAGACUGCACGUUCUUGGAUGCUGCAGACGAUGUUGCACUGGAAACACUCCUCCCUCUCAUAACGGAUGCCAUUGAGACUAUGAUUGUUCCCAGUAACAUACACUCUGCGCCGUGCGAGCCUUCAACCCCCUCCCUUUUAGCUUUCAAACUUGUAGAUAAAUUAAUGUCUUUGGAGCGGAAUUCAAACGCGCUGGAGCUCUUCAAGGCUCUCAUCAAGUCACGCUUUAUCCCCCCGGAAGCCGUUCAGUACAUGAACGACCAGGCAUCCACCCGUGACUUCGAUUUCAUCCUUCGCUCCGCUCUUUGCAAGGCUGCUGCUCAUUGGGGGUGGCAUUCUCAUGCGAUUCUACUGGCUCGCGAGCUUGCAAUAGCACCUCCCAGUCCAUCCCCGGCUGCAUUGCAACUCUGUUGCGAGACCCUUUACUCCGCAUUGAAUGCAAACUCGUCCCCCCUUUUGGAUCUUUGCGUCGACUUGCUCGUCUUACUGGACGUACGUGACAUCACAUGGACGAUACCCCGCGGACUACUUCGACUCUUCUACAACCGUGCUUAUGAACAGGAUAGCCACACGGCUGCCGAGCGUAUGUACAGGCACACACAGGAUCCAGAUGUUCUAGAUUGCGUCGCUUACCCUCCUCCUUCCGGUCGCGCCCUCACCUGGUUGAUGAGGUACCUAGCAGUCAGUUCGCAGAACACCCAUUUGGCUCGACAACUUGCAAAACAGGUACUCGACGACGGGGAACCCAUCCCGCCUCCCGAUCGCGCCAUCUUCAUAAGCUGCGCAGCCGUACGUGGUUUGGCUUCGCAGGCACGAGCUCUUUGGGAGCGCUACGCCACGGGGAAUGACCGUCAGCUCGUCACUGGAAACGGCAGAACUAUGCUUCGGAUGGUUAGCCUGUUUCAAGCUCUUGUCUCGCGUGCCAAGUCGAAAGCAGGCUACUUUGGUCAAGGUGAACAAGAUGACGCGGCUCAAAGCAAGGAGGAGGAAGAGGGUAAAGCGGAGGACUAUUCACGCUUCCUGUCGCGCGUGUUGGAUGAAUUUGAAGAAUGCCACAGACCUCUGCAGGAUGCUGAACAUUUUAACCUCACGUCGAUCGCUCGGGCAUGCAUCCUAGUUGGCCGUAUCAAAGAGGGCCUUGCGGCAUUCAAGAUGUUGCUCGCACGCAAGGAAAUACCGGACCAGGUUGAUAUCAACGUCGGCUUAUCUGCGAUGGCUCAACACUCUCCCCGGGACGCAGCUCAAGUCGUUGAAGAGAUGCUGAAGCGGGGUAUGUACCCUGAUGCGGUCACUUAUGGCACGAUUCUUCAUCAUGCCCUCAUCCAUGAUGACACGCAGUUGGCCCACGCCCUUCUAUCGCAGAUGCGCGAGCAGAGUCAAGAACUCUCAUCCAAGACGGUGACGUCCCUAAUACAUGCCUCCAUGCAGUCGAAGGAUGGCUCAGCGAGCUCCAAACCAAACAUACGGCGCGCUUGGGAUAUCAUAUCGACAUUGGACCGCACCAAGCAUGGUGUGCCGCCGAGCGUUGGGAAGCACUGCGCAGAUGCUGCGUUGCAGGCUGAUGAUCCAGAGAUGGCUUUCAAAUUCUGGGAGGCAGUGAUGCGGGAGAAGGUCGAGUGGGAUGACAGGAAGCACGUUUUGCUACGAACGUCGAUCGCUCGCGUGCUACGCCGUCACUGCGAAGCGGAGCGUAUAUCGAGAUCUCGUGUCGAGAUGAUGCUUGCGCGGAUGCGACAGGGACCACGUAGUUAGAGAAGUUGUCGAGUCAUCAUAGAUAAAUACGCUACUGUAGUAAUGAUACAAUAAUCC